AUGUCUACUGCGUUUGUCGUGGGUUUGUUCAGCCUCGUGAAUGGCGAUCGUCGUGCGGAGCAGAGCGGGAGUACGCAGACCUUUUACUGCUUCUAUGAGACAGCAUUUCGCUACAGCAACGGUUCCGAAGCCUCUUCGGCUCAGAUUCGAGUAUACAGCCCUUUGGGGGGCUUAACCCUCCCCGACGACACACUUGCUUUCGUGGUCGCCAAGGCAUGCUUUGACCGCGAGGGCCCGAUUCUUUUAGAUGCUCAGCCACAGCAAUUCUUUCCCUUCCCAGGUGAUCCCUCGGAAGAGGCGUAUUACGAUCACGUCCCUGAGUUCGACUUCCCUCUUCUUUUUGCAGUGGGGCGUGUAAACGCUCCGUCAACCAUUGAUUCACUGCUUCCACCGUUGCAACGCUUCGAUAUUGCUGUAUCAGAGUACGUGAGGAACACGGUGCAGCACAGCAAAGCAGAAAUGGUAUUUAAUAAUUCAACCUCACGCUGGGCCCAUACGCCUACUCCAGCUGUUAAUAGCAGUGUUGGUGUUCUAGGCAUGAGCGCAGCCAAGACGUCCGAUGGAUACAUUCAGUUCGAGUUGCUUUCUCUUGCACUAAACGUUUCAAACAACGUCUCCAUUGGUGGAUCAGGCAGUUUGGCCGCGCGGACUGUCACAGUGACACCGACCGCCGAUACGCAGUCGAAGAGGGAUCGCUUUUCCGCUCGUGCUAGUGUUACGAAGGGCGCUACCGCGAAUGGAACAUUGGGCGUGGAACCUGGCAAGCAUUCUCAUGGAAAGAAGAAAGCUUCCACAGAAGACGCUGACGUUGGGGGUGGUCCUCAGGAUCGUAUCGCGUUAGCGGUGGCUGAGGGACUGCGCGUGUUGCCUGACAUGGCAAACUACGUCGACUUAUGGCCUUUGCCGUUGUACAUCGAGCUAAACGUCUUUGAUAAUGUCCGUCACAUGCAAGAACGGCGACAUAAACGCACGUCGCGACGGUCUCGUCGGGUGCUCUCGAUAUCGCGUGCCUCACACUCACGCGCUGCCGAGUUUAGUGUGGUGUCAGUUGAUCCUUCCCCGUCCAUCUCAACAACAGCCACGAUGAGCAGCAGCCAAGGAGCCGACAGCUCGACUGGAACUGCAGUAGAUCAGCAGCUGGCCAUCUUCCUUCGCACUGAUUGUGCCGUUCCGGUUAUGAAAACUGCAGACGCUCUUGCCGCACUUGGGAUUCCUGAUAUGCAGACGUUCAACACCGCUAUUCGAAAUGAUAAUGGAGAAGCCUUUGAAGAAUUCAUCCAAAAGAACGGCGCGUUUCAUGGUUUGACUUUGUGGGAGAUGUUCAGUUUGGUCAGAGGGGCGAAAAAGUUUUGCAAUAGCAAGUAG
Messenger RNA from Coniophora puteana RWD-64-598 SS2, 1365 nucleotides. RefSeq lists its product as uncharacterized. The transcript has 8 exons. The coding region runs from base 1 to 1365 and encodes 454 amino acids. Lineage: Eukaryota; Fungi; Basidiomycota; Agaricomycetes; Boletales; Coniophoraceae. The record is from RefSeq and is a predicted model, not a curated record.